GGAAUAGCAGCACAAGGAUGCCUGCUUCCUCCGUCUCUAUCUCCUCUGGGAGGAAGAAUCUGCCGUGACCCUCGGCCUCCAUGGCGACCCGUCUGGUCCUGACCCUGAAAUCAAACCCGGACAGAGAAACACCGAACACAGAAUCAUGAGUGUUUUCACUCUUUAGAACAAUUACACCUGAAUAUAAUGAAAACUCUCACAUGUUAAAGCAGAGAUCUCCUGUCAGAGGAAACGCUCUCUAAGGUCAAACCAUCUCUGAUGAUAUUCAGACUCAUCAGCACAAUCACUGUGAGGUUAUUGUCGUCGCUGCAUUUGCAAUCCAAAUUAUUUACCAGCACUGACGUGAAACUGACAGGAUAAGAAUCCGUUUGUCAUGAUACCGUCUCCUCACAUGCAAAACAAAGUCUCAAUAAAGCCACUGUAGGCGGUUUUUAUUUACCCUCUUCAUGACGGGAUUUAGUUUGAGUAUAAGGUUAGGACGUCAGCAGAAAUGGUCUCAGGAUCUCAAAUUCAGUGUCAGAUAAAGGGCUUGACGGUAUGUCCCACAAGAUGUUUUAACACCAAAUUUAAUUUACAGUAAAAUUCUUCCAAAAAUGAUUAAAUUUUUUUUUUUUUUUUUAACAAGUAAGAUACUGGAUCGACUUUGUGGUCAUCAGGAAGAACCUGACUGUCACCGAUAAACUCGUGCACUGUACGGCUGCAUGGUUAAUCUGAUCAUAUCUCUGUUGAAGAGUAAUAAAAACAGUUCUGUUCACAUGUUCAGAUGUACGACGAGGAGGAAGAGCAUGAGGUUAAACCCAGGUGUACAGAUAGAUAGAUGUCAUUUCUUAAGCUACGCCCAGGAUGGUGCGUCAGUCGCUCUCCACUACAACCCUCUCUGAUUGUGUUUGAUGCAAUUAAAGAAAGGAUUCUGCUGACAUGUCUGUCAUGGUCAUGGUCAUCAGGGGUCAUCAGGGGUCAGACGUUAGCUCAAACAAACUUUACAGCAGCCUGUGGUUUGGUCGAGAUCAACCCCUAAAAAAACAAGAAACAUGUUAAAACAAAAAUCAAAAUGUUUUUUUUAUAAAAUCUUCAUCACAAAAAUGAAUCAUCAGUUUACUUUAAUUUAUUGCUUAGACAAUAAUAACAGCAGAUUUUGUUAUCUGUAAAUUUUCGGUUUAUUGUCCAGCUCUAUUUAACAUUCAUAAAGUUUUGCUGUAACAGACAAACUGAACUUGUCAAACCACCAAAUUUCACAAGUCUGCAGGAGUAACUCAGUUUCAUAGUUUCAUGAAAAAUGUGAUAAAUUUCUUUAAACUCGUUUUUUUUUCAUUUAAAAAAAUCCUCUCUGAACAAACCCAGAAGACGUCGUAUUUUUAAAAAACACCAAUAAUAUCAUGAAUUUAAGGCUCCUGUUUGUUUUGCUCCUCCAUGACCCCAAAAAUAAUCCCAGCAGAUUACAGCAUAUUUGGUCAGAUUGUUCCCACUGCUCCGACUCACAUCCUUCAAAAAUACUUACAGAUGACGUAAUGCUCUCAUUACAUUACAGCGACUAUAUUUGUGUUUAUAUCUCAUGUUCAAUGAGCACUGAGAGUUUUUAAUAUCUCUCAUUAUAUAACAUUUAAUAUAAGAUUUUAACCUUUUUAUUGUAAACACUGUAUUCAAGGUCGUAUCGUAUUCAGAGAUUAUCAUCCUGGAUUGGAUCAGUGUUUACCGCAGAGUUAUUUUUUUCUACCUAAACUCACUUUGAGGAGUUUUCAUGUUUUCUUCUGGUGACCCAUUCCAAUGAAAUGAGCGUCUUAUUUUCCAGGAAGAGAACUGCAUUUCCCAUGAGCGCCAUCAUCCGCUGUUGUUACAGUGUUGCUCACGCUGAGUCGUUCAUUUUUAACUAUUUUUCUAAAUGAGUGAUGAGAAAAUACACUCAUCUGGAGCUAUGUUAAAUGAUCAAUAACGAUCAAUAACUGGGUUAAUGAACGGUGAUUGGAUACAGCAGUUGAACAUAAAUCCAAUCAGAACACAGAUGCUAAAAUCUGAUCAUCUCAUUUAACCUUACUGUCAUCAAUGUGCGAGUGACACCAUUUCAGUCUCAUCAAAAACUGCUGACAGUACCUUUAAAUGAGAUUUAAAGUCAGGGUAAUUAAAUGUGUGUCAUUGUUUUAGACUUUCCCUUUAAGAACACCCAUGGGUGCUCAGGACUCCUGCACCUAAAAAGGAGGUGGUGGUAAACUCUGCUGCCUUCAUGAGGAGAGGGACAGGCUGGGGGCCCUGGCACAGAGUGGAGAAGGAGGGUCAAGCGAGACACACAAGACUUACACUUCCUGUGAGGGACUUUCAAAAUAAAAUAAGACAUUUUUUCAGGGCGAAACAAAGUCUUUGAAAAAAAAAGCUUAAAAAAAAAAGACAAUUUCUCAACCAAAAAUGAAUAAUUUAGAGUCAUAGAGUGGAGCAGCUGAAUCAUCCUUCACCUAAAAAGGAGGUGAUCUAUCUUUUAUUAAUAUUUAUCUUAUACUUCUUAUACUAUACUUCAUUGAUAUUGUUCUUCUUUUGCACUGCUCUUUCCUUUUUUUUUUUUACAUUAGUUCUUUAUCUUAUUUAUUUAGUUUUUUGUACCCAGUAUCUAUGUGUAUAUUGUAUGUACUGCUGCUGUUAAUGACUUAAUUUCUCCGCUGAAGGAUGAAUAAAGGAAAUCCAAUCUAAUCUAGUCUAAACUAAUCUAAACCAUCAUCUAUAAUUUUCAAAGCUCCAACAUUUUUAGUUAUUUCUUUUUUUCGAAUUUAAUAAAUUUAUCUCAUUGUAUCACGUUUUUUUCCACCUCAUUUUCAGCUUUCUUUAUUCUGUCCAUUCAAGAACUACCGUCAGCGUUUCAAUUAUUCUUUUAUUUUGAAAGCAAAAGCGCCCAGUUUCCGGUAUGAGUCGUCUCUCUCCCCGUUAGAGUCGGUGCUUAAAGCAGAAGGAGGGAGGACCUGCUCCUGUGUGGUGAAGCUGUGCACCAUUCAAGACGGAACCAGAGAGGAGAAGCGCAGAGAUCAGUCCGACAGAGCGGAGAGGAGAGCGGAGACACGCCGGGAGAAGGAGCUGAGAGCGGGCAGGCAGAGAGAGGAGAGGAGCGGGAGGAGCCGCAGAUAUCAGUGUUCAAGAGUGCCGAGCUGGGGGGAGAGGAACUGGACUUCUGCUGCAGAGCGUCCGGGGAAUUACGCACGAACGCGCCAUUGAAAGAUGAACCAACUUUUACGCACGGACCUCUGGCUGUGCGUGUUUCUCAGUGCGUGUUUCUGAGGGGAGGAAAAUGCUGCGAGUUUCACCCGGGAGCUCUUUAACUGAGGAUUUUUAAGUGGAGUUUUUGAAGGUUUGAUCAAACAUUUUAAAUCAUCCAUCUUGGAGGAAAUCUUGGAUCCUUCUUCGUGCCCCCCCUCUGACUGAUAUCCUGCUUUAGUGUCGCUUUAACCCCCUCGGGUGCCGUGUAACCCUUCGUCGCGCACCUGUCCCACUCCCCUUGACGUCUCCUUUGGUGAGUUUUCCACACAGCAGCAUGGACACAGUCAGCCGUCUCGCCUGCGUGUGAGUCACCAUGAGCGAACAUUUGGACACGCUGCGUUCAUAAGCACGGACACACUUCAGGAUAUCUUACACUCUGAGUUUUGCACGAGCGCCUCACGCACGAUACCGGGACGAGGCUCGGUGCGGUCGGGGGGGAUUGGACGCCGAGGUGCUAAAUGCCCAGCCGGUCGCUUGCGGCUCCUCAGGCUGGGCGGCAACAUGAGGUCGUGGGUCCUGCUGCUGCUGCUGGCUGCGCUCACGGCGGCCCGUCUGCGGCUCGGCAGCGCUGAGGUAAGACCGGGGGGAUGAGCUGGGGGGGGGUUAUUACACCUGAGAGUGACAGAGCCGGGUUAACAUGUCAGAAAGAGCCAGCAUGGACAUGAUUUCAGAAUAAAAGGAUAAAAAAAAAAACAGAAUGAGUGAUUUCAAACCAACAUCAGGUUCUUUUCUCUUUAUUUCACAGCUUGAACUCUUUGUCUCCUCUGAGGUUAGAAUGAAGCAGUUUGAGAUUUUCCUCAUUCUCUGGUUAAGUUGGGAGAAACACCUGAGUGUGUCUGAGACAUCAUGAUAAAGGAAAGUCAUAUUCUACAGCAUGAAGUUUUGGUAAAAAUCCUCUUUCCUGAGGUCUUUGAUCAGCUCUAAUCUGAGGUCGGUUUCCUGAGUAAAUAACAGGUUGGAGACUCAGAGACAAACAGGAAAAUAUGAUGGUGUCUCCACAUGGUGAGAAUUUUCCUGCUCUGACAUACAUCAUAGGCAUCAUCCCCCGAGGUGACUCUACAAACUGUGGGGUGGAUGUUUUUAGAAACAGUUUAACUGCAGGGCAAAACACACUACACUUGUGUGUGUGUGUGUGUGUGUGUGUGUGUGUGUGUGGCAGCCUGCACUUCAGUCUAACUAGUUCUCCCUCUGAGCUGCUGGUGUCUUCUGAAUGAUCUGUUUCCCUCUGCGGCGCCUUUUCAUGUUUCAUAACCCCGAGUGUCACGAUGAAGAGAGGGGGUGAGGGGGUGAGGGGGUGAGGCAGGGCUGCUGGACCCUGAUACAGGACUAAAUCUACAGCGUGGAUCUAUGAGCCGUGCAGCUGACAGGUUCAAACCUCACACUGAGACCUCCCUGUGGAGUCGUCUCUCUGUGUCCUCGCCGCAUCAUGAGGUGUUUGUCUCUAAAAUCUCGCCGUCCACGCCCUCGUUGUCAUGUCCCAUCUGUUGUUGGUCAUGUGAACGAGCCAUCAGAUGACAUCUGUCACAGCCAGCAGCUUGUAGCAUCGUGGUCGUGUUUGUCUUUCUUCAGAUACAGUCAGUAAUAACAUCGUCAGGGUCUGAUUUACACAAAGUCAACGAAUACAGAAGUUUACAUCAAAGUCCUGACGUCAGUUUCAGCUGAAGUUGACAGUGAACACUCAGACUGUCUCUCCGUCUUUGACAGCUGACCACAUAAACUCCAACAAACUCCAUUAGAGAGAGUAUCGAGCAGGAAAACAGUAAAAUGGUCAAAUAUUGUGAUUUACUGUCCGUGUGUGAAUGUCAAAUGUUCAAAUGCACGUCUGCAAGCAUCUCCAGUAGUUUUGUUGUGUUUCAGGACGAACUUCCUGGAUUUGAGGCUGAACUUUUGCAUUUCAGAAACUAUUAUUUGCACAUUGAGGAGGUUUGCAUGACAUUUCAGGCCGUUCUCCUACAUUUAAGGCAGUUCUUCUUCCAUCUUACACACUUAUCGUUACAUCUUUAGGCAGUAAUCGUCGUACUUCUUGCCUUCUCAGCAGGUUUGAAGUACAUUUCAGGUCUAUUUAUUCCACUUUCUGUAUUGUUUUUGGCGUACAGUCGGUACCUCUUGCAUUUAAAGCAGUUUCUCUUGAAGGUCAGGCGGUAAUUCUUGUUUUAUGGCGAUCAAACUUUGCAUUGAAGGAACUGUUAAUUGGACUUCAAAUACUGUUUCUUGCAUUUUGGACAUAGUUUGUUGUAUUCCAUGUCGUAUUUCAUGUAUUUUGAAGUAGCAUCUCCUCUAUUUUGGACAUGUCCUCUGGCGGUUUCUCUCAUAUCAGGCAGUAUUAGCUCUGAUUGUUCUGGAGGUAGAGUUCAGGUCAUAUCUACUGCAGUACAGACAGUAUUCGUCGCCUUGUUCUGUGGUUUUCUUUGCAUACAGGGUGAAUUUACUGCAGUACUUCGUGCUUGUUAGACAGUCUUCUGUGUGUUUCAUCCUCUUCUUUGAUUUAUGGAGCGUUUUUAAUCCAUGACAGACUUUGUUCCCUCGAUUUUCAGCUCAUCAUGUGAUUCAUCAGGCAGCACAGUUUGGUUAUUGUGUGUCUUGUUUGUUGUGUGGGCUCUAUAGUGAGAUCUAGUUUAGUUUAGGUCUAGUUUAGAGGAGUUAACAGACAGACGACCUGUUGAUCUAACAACUCUGUGAAGGUUUAGUGCAGAUCUUUGAGGCUUCGUUGGACUUUUGUGUUCUUAUUGUGGAGACGUGAUGAGUUCUCCUGCAGCAUGUAAAGAGACUCAGACCUCAGACCUCAGACCUCAGACCUGCCCCACAUGACCCUCUAAUCCUCCUCUUGUCACAAUGUUUGGAAAAAAUGAAGACUCUUUUUUUUUGGUGUCCCAGUUCCUCCACAUCUGUCCAUGGAAAAACACACACACACACACACACACACACACACACACACACACACACACACACACACACACACACACACACAGAUUAUUCAGCAGAGUCACUACAAGUUCACACAGACUGACGUAAUGAUGCAGUUCGAACGCCAUCAUAAAUAAUGAGAUGAUUUCUCUAAAGCGUGCAGCGUCCAAUCAGAUUCAAACACAGAGUCUCACACUGAGGACUCACAAAAGGACCCACACAUCGGGUCAGACCAUCAUCUGCUGCUCAAAUGACAAAUGCUUCAUCACCGCACACACACACACACACACACACACACACACACACACACACACACACACACACACACACACACACACACACACACACACACACACACACACACACACACAGCUGAUUGGUGGCUGUUGAACAGGUCUCGCUCUGACUAUUGUCUCUGCAGGCGAGCUGCGAUGAUUCGCCGCCGCUGCUCUCGGCUUGAUCCAUUUUACAUAAGAACAACAAAUAAUCUGCCGGGGAUUUCACGGACUUGUGUGGCGUGUGGCCGUGCGUGUGCGCACAUCUGCUCGCAUGGCUGCUUAUGUGUUAGUGGACAUAUGUGCCUGUGUGUGUGUGUGUGUGUGUGUGUGUGUGCAGCAGAGGGGGGUUGUGCUGAUGUCGGUGCAUGUGAUGUGAGUGUCAGAUAGAAAAAGCGCAGCAGCACAUCAGAGUAUUUGUCGGUGAGCUCAGUGUGGCGCAGUAUUACAACGCCAACAUGUCGUCACAGUCUGUGGCGUUCAGGGUGUAGAUGUGCAGGAGAAUCUGCAGUAUGCAUCAGAAGAUUAGACUCAACUUUGACUUCACCUCCUCCUGGAAAGUUCAAGAUCUCCCAAUUAUUUUCAGACAGUUUCUGCAGGAGGAAAGUGAAGACAGCUCCGUAAAUGUGAAGCAGCUUUGAUUAGGCAGCGAGACAACACCUGAGGAUAAAUCAAACACCGUCUACCUGAACCCCUUACAGCGGUGUUGUCAGUCUGACUCUCAGCUGCUGCAGGGCUCUGACUUUGAAUUAGCUGCAGGUAUGCAACGUUAACGGGAGUUAGCCUGGAGUGUCAGCUGUUUACUCAAGACGGCGGGUGUUAGUUUAGAUUUAGAGGAAGAGGAAACUGGAGACGUUUUCUGAAGCUCCUGUUUUCAACCGCGAUACAAAUACAGAGAAACUUUAUUCUCUAGAGUUAAAGGAGACUUCAUGGAGUUUCUCUUCUGUCUUAUCUGUGAGUUACUGAGCUCUGCUUUAAUACGAUAUAAGACAGUAAAUCAUCAGCGUACAGAGAGAGUAAGUCUUCAUGUAACACAAGCAGAAGUUGAAAAUGUGCAGAACCUUCUCGUUUAGCUGUUUGCUCACGACGGUGGUGUUAGUUUAGGUUCUUUACAAAUAUGGAGAAACUGAUUUUCUAGAGUUAAAGGUGACUCCAUCAAGUUGAUUUUAGGUCUUAUCCCUGAUUUAUAAAUCUCUGCUUAAAGUCCCACUCCCAUCGUCUUUAGUGUUCUCAGUCGUCUUUAAAUUGUGAUUAUGAAGUUUUUAGUCAAAAUCUUGUUACCUGUGACUUUUCUUCUGCAGAGCUCCAGGAGCUCAUUAGUAAUUCACCUCUGAGUCGUGGGCGGAGUCAGCGCUGCUCUGCACACUCCUCUUCAUGCUAGCUUGUAGCCUAAUGUUGCCAAAGACAUGAUGAAAGUUAAUAUAAUUAACUUUCUGAUGAGCGUUGUAAUCCGCUAACGCACACGCUCGUCCUGCGGUUGUCCUCUCGACUUCUCCGAGUCUGGCCUGCAGGGCGGAGUUUGGAUUUGUGACGUAGUUAUUUUUCUGAUGACGUUUCCUGCAGCAUCAGAAAAAUGAACAUAUGAAGACGACAAGAAAAAAACAUGAUUUUCAUCGGAGCGGCUCAGACAGAAAACAGAUCAUCGUCUGCGUACAGAGAGAGUCGGUGUUCAAGUUUGAGGAGAAAAACAAACGUGACUGUGAGAAAUACACACGCCAGUCACAUGGUUACACAGCAGGUCGUCUGUUUGACGUGUUCAGCGUUAGAGGAGUGUCCAGGUUCAGUGGCGUUCUGGAUCGAGUUGAGGUGAUGACGCUCAUCCUGACGUUGUGGUCCAUUCAUGGUAGUCAUGUUGUGUGUGUCAGCUCCGCCAUCUUGAACCCUGUUAGACCGGGGGGUGGUGCCGCCUCCCUCAGAGACCCUCUUGAACCCUCUCUCCUCCUUUUGAUCACUCUAUCUCCUCUCCUCUCUCCUCCUCUCGUCUGUCGUCUCUCCAUCCAUCACCUCUUCCUUCAUCUCUGCAGCCAGGAGGGAACUCUCGUGUGUUUGAGCGGCGAGCUCUGCAGGCCUUUCACAUUUUAGACGCCGUAGCGCUGGCUACCCGCCAUUCCUCUGAUGGAAGAAGGCGUGUGUUGUGAAAUCGCGGCGUGAUUGUGUGAGUCACCCUGUCACACACUUGGAUUGGGCGCUCUUUGUUUCUGUUUACUUUCCUCGCCUGUUCCUCUUUCUGAUUGCGUGUUUGUUUAUGUAUAACGGCGUGUGAAGUGUGUGUGUGUGUGUGUGUGUGUGUCUGUGUGUGUGUGUGUGUGUGUGUGUGCAGUCAGCUGGCCCCAUAAUUACAUUCCAUUACACUUCACCUUUCUCCUCAAACAUUCCUCACAAUCUCUCUGCCUCCCAGGCUUCCCUCAAGGCCCCCAUGCAGUGUGUGUUUGUGUGUGUGUGUGUGUGUGUGUGUGAGUGUGUGUGUGUGUUUGACCUGCUUGUUCAUCAUGACUUCCUCCUAGACUGCCUUUUCAACUUCUGAGUUUAGUAACACACUCUCACGCAGCGCCAGAUUUAUAAGAGAUGUCACACUUCUAAAUCAGUGUUCAGCAAAACGGUCGGUUAUUUACAGACAACAGAGGCCUGUGUGUGUGUGUGUGUGUGUGUGUGUGUGUGUGUGUGUGUGUGUGUGUGUGUGUGUGUGUCAGACUCACUCUUUUCCACUAUUAUUAGCUUGUUGUCCGACUUUUUUAAGCAGCGGUUUAGUUCCUGUGUAAGUAAAGGACUAUUUUCUGAGUCUGGGUUUUUAUUUGUGUUUAAGAUCAACAGUCCCUGGGAUGUGUGUGUGUGUGUGUGUGUGUGUGUGUGUGUGUGUGUGUGUGUGUGUGUGUGUGUGUGUGUGUGUGUGAGGCUCUCAUGACAAAUUGGGUGGAUAGUUAAGUGGUUAAGCAUCUGUGUGUGAACUGGAAAAGAGGGGGCAAGUGUGUGUGUGUGUGCGAGUGUUUGCUUAACUAGGUCAGCCAAUGGCUCAUGAAAGUCAUCCAGGUGUCCUGAGCCACCGCCGCCGCCGCCGCCCACAAAGCAGACAGACGGAGUGAGAGACCAGGAGAGAGAGAGAGGGAGAGAGAGAGAGAGAGAGAGAGAGAGAGGUGGAAAAAUGUAGUAAAGUGAUUUCCAAAGGCGUCUCUGCAGUCAGAAAGAUGGAUCCCUGUCAGGUGAAGGAGGAGAAAACAACAAAACAGCUUCAUGUUUAAAUUCAAACAUGUUGGAUGAAAAUCAGCUGAUAGUUUUGAUGUUUUUUUACUAUAAGGACCUGAUGCAACCAGACAAAAUCAACAAUAGAGCAAAUAUACAGAGUUUAAACAUUUAAUAUUCAUCCUAAAGGUGUAAACACAGAGAUUAAUACUUUAAAAUCACAAUUACAUUUAACUGAAGUGAAAAAAUAUUGCACCAGAGAAUAUCAGAUUGUAUUUUUAAUAAUUCAGGAUGUAAUUGUGCUUUUUUGCACAAUUCUCCUGCAUAAGGGCCUGUGUCCACUAACUUUAAACUGUUCAUUGAUUAACAGUUCAUUAGUGAUUAUUGAUGUAAAACACAAACAAAUUUAAAAACUGAGGUUCAGUGUUUUUAGGGUUUAGGAUGUAACUGUUUUUGUUGUUUUUGGUUCUUGGUGCUGCGCUCAGAGCGCUGCUGGUUACAAUUAUUUAACUUUGAAACUCUGCAGUUUUACUUUGUUGUUGUUGGAGGUACAAUUUUUGUGGUAAUGUCAGAGCAGAAUCAUUUUCCAUUCAGCAGUAGAAAAAGACUAAAAAUUAAGAUCAAGGUGUGCAACCGGAGAUUAAAAGCACCAAAGGGCCUGUGUCCACUGACAGCGUGGUUUUGCUCUAGGAGGGAUUACUGUUCAUGUUAAACAAACAAACAAACAAAAAACAAUGAAGUUCAGUGUUUCCAGGGUUUAGUAUCCUGGAUACUUGGAAUUAACAGACUUUAUUUUAUUGUUGGUGAGGCAGCAUUUUUUGUGGUGAUAUCAGAGCAGAAUUCUGAGAAUUAAACUGAAGACAUGCAACCAAAGAUUAAAUACUUUUUUAAGGGCCUGUGUCCACUAACAGCGUUUGUUCACUCCAGCAGUGCUGAUGCAGUGAAGGAGUCUGAGGCGACUUUUGUGAGUGUUGAUGAAAAACACAAACUGAGACUGUGUAGAAAUAUGCUGUUGGUGGACACAGGCCCUAAAUAGUCAUCAAGCAAUUGUAAGUGUCUAAGUUACGUGUGUUUGACUUUAGUUUUUUUGUAAAUGUAGUUUUAGUUUUGCUUGAAUGUAUCCUGAAGUCGUCUCUUUUUUAAACAUUUGCAGCUCUUAGAUUUGGUGACAGAUUUAAUAGAGACACAGAAAACGACAACAAACAUCCUGAUUUUCUCUCUCAUGUUACGUUAUUGUCUUUUUGUUCUUCGAGAGUUCAGGUGGGGUGAACUUGUGCCGGGUGAAGAAUAACCACCUGCUGUCUUAUCAGAGACUUAAAGUGAAUUUUAAACGUGUUAUUGGGGUUGUUGUUAAAGUGAAAAGGUCUAAAAUUGUAAACGUGCGAUCUCUACCGUCAUAAAUAUUGCGUAACAGUUGCAGCGAGAAGACAAACACUUUCACUAUUUUCCCUGGCAUCCUGGAGAGAUAGGCCAAAUAUUUUCCUCUCACAUUCUUGACACUCCUUAAUUUGUUUUGGCGUCUCUUUGGCAUGUGACUGAAUCAAGUGAUGUUCCAACCACUCGGAGAUAAUAUCAAUUUACAGCCAAGUAAAGAGCAAAUGUGUCACGCAGCGCUGAGUAAUCUUUCUUUGAUCUCGGCACAGAAACCACACGAGUCUGUCCUUAAAAACCAACCACACUGAAGCCUUCAUCAAACCCCGCCAUGGCGUUCAUUAAAACCUAAUUAAAUUCCUCUUCUUCCUCCAGACUGAAUCACAUUACUUGCAUAACUUGUUGACUUGCAAACUCAUCUAACAGUUUUUUUUCUGGGCCCCUUGAGAUUCUGCAUGUGGCCUUUUUUCAUGAGCUAUCGUGAUCGUCGCAAAUCGAACUGAAAUUACGUUUAGAAAGUGAAAGACGGCGAGUUUCCUGUGUGACAGCGGGAGCAACGGCGGUGUUUGUGGGUAAACAGACAGGGAGAGAGCGACAACAGCAGCAACAAACACCAAUCACAACCAUCGUUUCCUCUGCAGGAGGAAGUGAAAGUGGAGCAAGUGCUGACUGGAGGUGAGGACUGAGAUAUUCUGCAGCGGGCCGCUCUCUCUCUCUCUCUGUGGAGUCUUCAGGGCGGGAAAAACAGAAGGAGAGAACUCUGAUGAAGUUAUUAUCAGAUGAUAUCAGUGAUGAUUCUGGUCCUGUCUAACUGAAUGUUGAUGGUUUUAUGUGGUUCAGAGCUUCAGGGUCCAUAAUAAAGUGCAGAUCCUUCAACAGAGGUCUUGGAAACCUCCUUUCACUCAGGAAUAGAUCUGCAACAGGUGACCUAUAGAUGUCUCUUUAGAGGAAACAUCAGGAGUUUUGAGGACUAGAGCCUCUGUACCCCAUCAGCCUGAAACAUCAAGAGUUUAAUAUCGACGUAUAAAGAUCGACCUCCAUCUACGGCAGCUCAGAGAGGACAAACCUCUGACAUACAUGUCUCUGUGUUUGAUGAGCAGCAUGAAGGAAGAUGAAAAUGGUUGACUUUUGAUAAUAGAGUCAAACAUACGUGCAAGAGGGCUUUUCCAUCUAGACUCUGAUCACUCUAGAUGUCACUGAACACUCCCAUCUCUACACACUGGACCCUUAAAGUACGGCUGUUAUCCGAUCAUUGCUAACAUCGAAAUCUGAUUAUUUGAUUAUCAUGAUGUUAAAAAAUUAAAAUCAUCAAAUCGAUUUUCCUCUCUAUCAUGUCUCGCUCCUCCAGGCCACCGUAGGCUCCUCCUCCUACACACACCAGUGUAAACAAACAUGGCGUUUGCAAAAAAAGGCGAUAAUUUGGUGGUUAAAUAGGACAAGAGCGAGUCAGUCAUGUUGAAUUGGUACGACUUCACAGUUUCAGAUGAAGAGUAAACCACUCCCCGCUGUAAAGUCUGUCUGAAGGCGGUAUCAACCCGUCACCACGGAAACUAAUUCAGGAGGAAACGCUAAAGUUUUUUUGUCGUAUCAGCGUUUCAGGUGACUGUAAACUAGUUAUUUAAAGCUUGAGUUUAUAUGACCUGCCAUGACGGCCUAAUUCUCUACAACCUGGAUGUAAACAGGAACAGACCAGUGAGGCGGAGUUUGACGGCGGUCACCUGCAGACUCUCUGAUCUCGGUUUUAUAAAUUCUGUUUUUGUGUGUUUUCUAAAUCUGAAACAGGUUUUUGUUGUUUCUGAACAUCCAUAUGAUCUCACUGGUUUUACUUGUAUUUGGGUGACAGGCUGUAGAUGUCGUCUCUCUCUCUCUCUUUUAUUGUUUUUGUGAAGAAAUAUCUCCUUAUUGUUCAUUCAUGAUUGAUUUUGUACCAGAAUAAAUUCACUCCUGACUCAGAAACAUCCAUCAGUGUUUGUGCUGAGUGGUGGUGUUACAGUGACGCUCCAUUAAACAGCUGAUGGAGCUCAAACUCAGAACACUGUUUCACUCCUCUCAGGUGUAAAAAUGUCCUUUUUUCCCCUUUUUCUCCAUUUUUUGACAUAUUUCCUCUAAAGCAGCGUUUGCUCAAACCGUCUGUUUGUUUCCUGCGUCAUCACUGUUGUUCAUCUCUCUCUCCACAGGGUGAUCCUCUUCCUGUGUCGCUGGUCGACCAGGUGAGGAACUCUCCCAUCUCCUCUGUGGACGACCUGAAGCUUCUACUGCAGCAGGAGACGAACGCGAUAGGUACAUAUGACCACCGCGCACACACACACACACACACAAACAAACACACACUAAUAACACAGACACGGAGGAGGUGAGUGUGUGGGUGUGUCUGCAGAGGCCUGAGGAGAUAGGAAUGCAGCAGAAUACAUGCCAAGCCCCGUGUUAAGGCAAUAUUUACCCGAGACAGCGGCGGCAAGAGUGAUGAGCCAGCUUGAUGAAAGAGAGAGAGAGAGAGAGAGAGAGAGAGAGAGAGCAGCUUUGACCUUGUUGUGUGUCGGACAAAAUAAGACCAAGAGAGCGAGAGAGAGAGGGAGAGAGAGAGACUUCCAGCACAAGGUCACUGCAUUGUUCUCAGAGGUCUGGAUUCCUCUCCAAGUUUUGAAAUAUAAAUGUGUGUGUGUGUGUGUGUGUGUGUGUGUGUGUGUGUGUGUGUGUGUGUGUGUGUGUGACCGUUAGAGACCACCCCCCGCCCCCUCUCCACUCCCCCGCCCCCUUUAAAAAAAGCGAGUCCAAAACAAACUUGUGCACGCAGCUCUGCAGCUGAUUAUAAACCCAUUUAUGUAAUCACUCUGUGGAACCGAGUCACACAUACAUUUAUUAAUGGGCAGGUCUUUGAUCGCUGGUUUCAUUAAUGCAUGAAUUACAGAGUGACAUAACAGAGAGAGAGAGAGAGAGGGAGAGAGAGAGAGAGAGAGGGAGAGAGAGAAGGAGGCUCAGGAACAGGACAGGAGGAGGUGACUCCACAUGUUUGCUUUUGGGAAGAAUCAACGUUAAGUUUGUUCCUUCACGUCUGCCGUAGUUUGUGUAGCCUUGUCCCCAUGCAUGCACGUCACCUUAUGUGCACCUCCUCCAGCCUGCAGGUCCUGGACUAAACCUGGGGGGGGGGUACCGUCAUAAGUCCUGAUUUACAAAGUGUGCUGUUUCUGACGUCGUCUCAAGCGUCGCUCUCUCUUUCUUCUUCACGAUAAUCACAGCGUGAGCAGAUUCUGCUGUUUUUAAAUCUCUUUAAAUAAACGGGUUCACUUCCUGCAGAGAGGAUCGACUCAGGCUCUCAAAGAUCUGCACUGACUUUAACGCUCAAGACCGGACUUCUCCAGACUUCAACGUGAAAUUAAGUCCCUGGACCCAAUUAUUCGGUUCACAUCAGGGCUGCAGGAUUUAUCGAUGAUCAGAUUAUUUCAUUAUGACGAUGUAAAAAAUAUUAAAAUCAUCAAAUCGAUUUUCCUCUCAAUCAUGUCUCACACCUCCAGGCCACCGUAGGCUCCUCCCCCUUCCUGCAGUUCCCACAAACACCAGUGUAAACAAACAUGGCGUUUGCAAAAGAAGGCGAUAAUUUGGUGGUUAAAUAGGACAAGAGCGAGUCAGUCGUGUUGAAUUGGUACGACUUCACAGUUUCAGAUGAAGAGUAAACCACUCCCUGCUGUAAAGUCUGUCUGAAGGCGGUAUCAACCCGUCACCACGGAAACGAAUUCAGGAGGAAACGCUAAAGUUUUUUGUCGUAUCGGCGUUUCAGGUGACUGUAAACGGUACUUUUUGAAAACGGGUCAGAGAGUGAAUAAAUCUGUAAACGACGACCAUUUCCUGUACAGCGUUACAGCGCCACUUACUGUCUUGGCAUAUGAACUACAUCGUUUUCAGUGGUUUAGUUUUGAGAGACGAUAGAAAAACUUCAUAUUAAAGUGAAGUUUGGUGAAGUUGUCAGUGAAUCGAGUUUUCACAGGAAGAAAAAUCUGGGUUUUAUUAUUGUCCAUGUUUCACAGACAUUAAAGUCCGUUCCAAAAGGAACAGUGAAUCCAUCAGCUGUUUCUCUUCUCAUGUUUUUUCUCACCGAUAAAAAUACUUUUACAAAAUUGGAGCCAAAUUCCAGUCCUAAGUCUCCAUGUCCUGUUUUUUCAUGCUCUGCAGAAUAAAAUGAGUCACAUGUCGUUUUCAUGAAAGAGGAAGUUUUAGAAAAAUUCAGUCACAGAUAAAUUCAAAGAUAAAAUUAGAAACGAGCUUCAGGGACUGAACUCUUCUGUUUCAGCACCAGCCGCUUAAUUAGACUUAACUUAAUUAAACCUCAUGCAUCUGUGUGUAACACACACCUGCACACACACAGUGACCCACAACAAUCUGCACCAGGGUUAUAAUUAGGACCGAGAGGCUACAGUAUGGAAUGACGACAUAUGCUGUAGUGCAAACACACACGUCCACGUCCACACACGGCUAAAUUUAACUCCUCCUAUCUCUCCUCGCUCGUAUUCUCGACAGCGCCGGGACAAAUUGUGGCAGAAAAUAGCUGAAUUGUUUUAGCCUGAGUAGAAAAAAUGUCUUCCUCUCUGCAGUGAACAAUGAGCUUUUGGAAAAUCUGCUCCAUCCGCCUCUUCUGCUCCACAGAUUUCUGUCGUCGCUCGUUAAAGGGCCGGCUCAGCGCGCCACGAUCUCUGUUAGAAACUUGGACAAGAAUAAGUCGACUCCAUCAGUCUGUGUUUUUGUGUCACUCGCUCCACUUAUCUCACACCCUUUUGACCUCCCUUCCCGUUUGUCUUUUCUCUGUAGAGGAGGAAGAAGACGAGCAUGAUAUACCCUCCAACCACACCCACGCAAGAUACGCCAGAAGUCUCGGUAGGUUUCUGCGUCUAUUCCUGUCCUCUCCUUUCCUGUUUGUCUUUUUUCAGCCGCGUGUUUCUGAUGUUCUUCUGUCAACACAAACUCAUAAACCUUCUCCUUCCCCCGAACCAGUGGAGGCGCCGAUGGCCCAGCAGGCGGCGUGUAAAGUUCGGACGGAGGUGAUGGAGGUGACGAGGUCCAUGCUGGAUCGCCGUAACGCCAACUUCAUAUUAUGGCCGCCGUGCGUGGAGGUGCAGCGAUGUUCUGGAUGCUGCAACACCAGAGUGCUGCAGUGCGUUCCCAUGGUCACCUCCAGCAGAUACCUUCAGGUACUCAAACUUCACGCCUCCUUGAAAAAAGAGCUUCGUGACUUCGGUUUGAAGAUUCUCACCUGCUCUCUUCUUGAUUUCACUCCAGGUUUACAAGAUCCAGUACAUCAACCGGAAACCCCACUACGACAAGGCCAUCAUCUCGGUGGAGGACCACGUCACCUGCAGAUGCCAAACCUCCACGCCGCCCUCGUCUUCCUCUUCUCUUCCCGUUCCUCGCACUUCCAUUCUCAGCAACCCCAACCCACCUCCGCCACAGCAGCCUCCCCCGUCCUCCCACAUCCUGCGGCCGGUCCACCCUUCUCCACCAAAGACUCAGACGUCCAAGGCCGACCUCCACCGACACGACGACCUGAAGCACAACCAGCAGCACUUCCGCCCUGAGGAGCGCGACUCGGUGGCGAGACAGUGGCAGCAGGGCAGCUACACCCAACUGGUGCACUGGACGCAACCCAGGGCGCACCAGACACCGACACAUGUGCAGCAACCGACAGUCGGGGUGCACCCGCCGGUCCACGGCUGGCCGUCUGAAGCCAGAGCGGAGCAUAGCAUCAUGGGAAGUACGCCGCCUGUUGGGCAAGGGAGCGGGUAUGAUGGGAGCAAGGAGGAAAGUGGCGUACAUGUAGCAAACGGCGGAGGUGAAGAGCAUCAUCCAGACCACAUGCAAAGACAACAGCAGCUCCUGCAGCAUCAGCAGAGACAGCAGCAGCACCAGUAUCACCAGCAGCCGCAUUACCCAACCCAGUACAACCCCGGAGGAGCGGCGGCGGCGGCGCCGCACGACCAGGAGCUGAGGACACAAUACCGACUCGAUGCUCCACAAUCAGACAGCGCCUCCCCUCCUGCCAGCCCAACCGAACCGCCCACAAUAGACCCCAACCCCACCCCUCCUCUGACCACCAAACAGAGAGACUCAGUGACCACCCUAAAGACCCCCGAGGUCACGAACCCCAAACAGACUGAGACUGCCACGGCCAGUCAGAAAGAGGGGAACGAGAGAGAGGAGAGUGGGUCAGCAAACAGCGGGUCCGGGGCAGAGCUGGCCAAUCAGGGGACGGAGAAAGACUCAAAGGUGACCGGUGGGUACGGUCACUUAACGGAGGAGGAGAGGAGACGGCUGACUCUGGAGACGAUCCAGAGAGAACUGGACCGAGAGACUCAUCUCCAUCCACACACUCCUCAGCAAAGACCAAAACCCACCGCAUUUAAAACAGGUACUGCUCCGCCGGGGUGUGGGCGGGGCUUCAGAAGUAUGAGUCCAAUCACACGUUAAUGUUAGUGCAUGUGUGAGUCAGGCAGGAAGCAGCAAACUGAGCAUGUGUGGCUGGACCUCAUGUGUCCUGCAGUUCUUCCACCAAGAGCUGGAGCUCCUGCUGCUCCAUGUUUGACCUGAGGCUGCAGGUCCUCAUGGGCUUUGUUGACCAGACCUCCAGGUUAUUAGCUGUCAGUCAGAGUCUGGAGGCCCUGCAGGAGCUGCACACGGAGUCUUUAUCUGAGACGGGAGCUUCGCAUGCUCACGUUGAAGACUUGUUUGCAUAAAUUGAGCAGAUGUUAAAAGUUUGUCCCCCUUAAACUCAAGUAUUCUCUGUCCUCUGCUUCCUCUUGUUUUUCAGCCCUCCCCACAGCGUCGUCUCUCUUGACAUCAGCCCGCCAAGCCCCAUUCAGACCGGCCUCGCCUCGCCGCCGCAGGAGGAAACACCGCAAACGCAUCAGCAAAUCAGCCAUCAGAGCCAUGAUCAUGUAGAGCUGCAGGUGAGAGAACGAGCUCGAGCGAUAAAGGCGGGGUUAUGAUUUUGAUCCGAUAGCUUGUUGGUUAUUAGCUUGUUAGACAUUACAACAUUAGGACUGGACAGUAAAACAUUAGGAAUACAAAGAUUCUACUGUCAUUACAUAUUCAUAUCAUCGUUACUAUACCCCACCAUUUAUUUUUUUAUUUAAUAUAUAUAUAUAUUUACAAAUGUAUUUAUUAUUCUAUUAUUUAUCUAUUUAUUUUAUUUUUUAUUUUUUUAUACAUUUAUUAAUAAUUGAAUUUUUUUCUUUUCUUUUUUCUUUUUUAUAUAUUUAUUUAUUAUUCUAUUAUUUAUUUAUUAACCUAUUUUAUUUUUAUUUUUUAUUUUUUAGACAUUUAUUAAUUAUUCUUUUAUUUUUUUAUACAUUUAUUAAUAAUUGAAUUUUUUUCUUUUCUUUUUUCUUUUUUAUACAUUUAUUUAUUAUUGAAUUUUUUAUUUUUUAUUUUAUUUUUAUUUUUUUACACAUUUGUUAAUUGUUCUAUUAUUUAUUCAUUAAUAUUUCUUUGUUCUAUUUUUAUAAUAAUAAUUGUUAUUUUAUUUUUGUAAUGAUUAUUUUAUGGCAUACUUCUUUCAUUUUCUCUUCAACAAUUAUUACAAUUUAAAGGAGGGGUAAAAGAGGGACAAUCACACCCACAAACACACACACAUAAAAACAACCCCCCCCCCCCCCCACACACACUUAUUUAAACAGCCUUAAUCACCUCUAGACUUAAUCGUUAUAUGUCCCUACUUUACUUGUCACUUUAUUGUUUUGCCUCCAAUGUCUGUUUGAGUUGCGUUUCUGUUGUCAACCGCUUGUCAUGAUCUGUUUUGCAUCACUUAAUAAAAAAAUAAAAAGCCUGUUAGGUUAGCUGACGUUUAAAAAAAGGUCACGGUUAUCUCAUUGUGCUGUUUCUGUCUCUACUGCAGGGAUCGGUGAACGGCGAGACACUUUGCACCAAAGGAAUAUAGAGAAAGUGAAUGUGGGAAGACUGACAGCUGCUCUUUUCAGUGGAUAUCUUCAGAGGGAGUCACCUGUCCUGCUCCAGAGCUGCCGCAGUGCGUCCAGCUUCAUGGAUAAUAUAAAAGUGCAAUCUUCAAAACUCUUUGGGAAAGAGGAUAUUUAUCACACUAACACUGGAAGUUAUUUGUAUGAACCACAAAUCCAGUGAAUGUGUUUGGAUGGGAGCUCAUUAGACUCGUGGGGUUCGACUGGCGGUCACUCUGCAGCCAUUGACUGGCUGUUUUGGCACUUCUGGCUCGACGACUGAUUGGUCCUCGGAUAGAGGACAAUGACUCGGACUAUUAUCAGGAACUUAAUGUGGAGCACAAAGUAGGACUGGAGCGGUGGAGAACUGGAUUUCUACACUGGGACAAUAACUGGAAACUGGAGUGUGCAGCUCAGGCCUCAAUGCCAAACAUAACUGUUAACCUACCAUGUCUGAGUCUAACUGUAUCUAACACUGGAGUAGCCAUACACUGAUCAUACUACAUUGACUAGAGAAGUGCUCUACUGUGUACUGUAGCGUAACGUACUGAAAAAAAGAAAAAAUAUCCAUAACCUGCUCGUUUUGAACUACUGCCAGAUCCAAACGGAAUAACAACCAAAUGCCUGCCUAGAUAACAUGCUAUGAAUAUCCACGUUAAAGCAAGUCUUAAAGACCUGGCUUUUAGAGAGUGCUGUGAGCCAGUUAUAGCCAACACUGUAUGUACAAACGCUUCUAGAAGAUUAUUUCUGGGGAGGGGGGGAGAAGAAGAACUUUAUUUCCUAACUUAUUUAAAAAAGAGAAAAAAACAAGAGGAUAUCAAGUCAUCUAGUUCUCAAGUGUAAUUAUUGUUGCUGACAUGUCUCAGAUUAUAAUUAUUGGUUGUACAACUGUUACUAUUAUGAAUGUUAUUUUUAAUAAAAAAUAAAAAUAUUCAACAAACACACA
This is a messenger RNA of Xyrichtys novacula (pearly razorfish), 19844 nucleotides long. The record is from the annotation of a GenBank genome assembly. Lineage: Eukaryota; Metazoa; Chordata; Actinopteri; Labriformes; Labridae.